This is a messenger RNA of Arabidopsis thaliana (thale cress), 2849 nucleotides long. It is a transcript of the gene Phox2, whose product is annotated as Octicosapeptide/Phox/Bem1p (PB1) domain-containing protein / tetratricopeptide repeat (TPR)-containing protein. NCBI's taxonomy places the organism in Eukaryota, Viridiplantae, Streptophyta, Magnoliopsida, Brassicales, Brassicaceae. The transcript has a single exon. The record is from RefSeq and is marked reviewed. Gene Ontology annotation, cellular component: cytoplasm. Bases 255 to 2510 code for a protein of 751 amino acids.
GAUGAUUCCCCUUUGAGCUAGGGUUUCUAGUUUUUCAAAACCCCGUCAGGCUCAUCUUCUUCUAGCACCUUCUUCUUCCCUUAAAGUAUUCAACUUUAUCUGAAUUUGACCAUUUUCUCUUCAUUUCUCCGACUAAUUUCCCUUCAUUUCGAUCUUUAAGCAUCUGGGUAUCUCCCUUUCUCCAUCUAUUCAUCGGAAUUUGCGCUUAGAUUUUGAAUAUUUUGAAGCUUUUUUUGGGAUAGAGGAGAUUGAAAAUGGGGAAAUCUGGAGGAAGGAAGAAGAAGAGUGGUGGUUCGAAUUCGAAUUCGAGUCAAGUCAAUUCAUCUGAAACUUCAGGAUUAUCCAAACCGUCAACGAUUGUUAAUGGUGGUGUUGAUUUCGAUGCUUCGAUAUUCUUGAAACGUGCACAUGAGCUUAAGGAAGAAGGUAAUAAAAAGUUUCAAGCAAGAGAUUACGUUGGUGCUCUUGAACAAUACGAGAAUGGUAUUAAGCUUAUUCCUAAGAGUCAUCCAGAUAGAGCUGUGUUUCAUAGCAAUAGAGCUGCUUGUUUGAUGCAGAUGAAACCAAUUGAUUAUGAAUCUGUGAUUUCUGAAUGUUCAAUGGCUCUUAAAUCUCAGCCUGGUUUUACUCGUGCUUUGCUUAGAAGAGCUAGAGCUUUUGAAGCUGUUGGCAAGUUUGAUUUAGCUGUUCAGGAUGUUAAUGUUUUGUUGGGUUCUGAUCCUAAUCAUAAGGAUGCUGGUGAGAUUUCGAAGCGGUUAAAAACUGCUUUGGGUCCUCACCAAGAUUUGCAGAGCCGUCCUUCACCUGCAGCUCUUGGUGCUUCGGCUGCUUUAGGCGGUCCUAUUGCUGGACUUGGUCCUUGUUUGCCUUCUCGUAAUGUUCAUAAAAAGGGAGUUACUUCGCCUGUUGGGUCUGUUUCGUUGCCUAAUGCUAGUAAUGGUAAGGUUGAGAGGCCACAGGUGGUGAAUCCUGUGACUGAAAAUGGUGGUUCGGUGAGUAAGGGACAGGCGUCGAGAGUUGUGUUGAAGCCGGUUAGUCAUUCGCCAAAAGGGUCGAAGGUUGAGGAGUUGGGUUCUUCUUCUGUGGCGGUUGUUGGGAAGGUUCAAGAGAAGAGGAUUCGGUGGAGGCCGUUGAAGUUUGUUUAUGACCAUGACAUAAGGUUGGGUCAGAUGCCUGUGAACUGUAGGUUUAAGGAAUUGAGAGAGAUUGUGAGCAGUCGUUUCCCGUCUUCAAAGGCGGUUUUGAUUAAGUACAAGGACAAUGACGGAGAUUUGGUGACUAUAACUUCUACUGCAGAGCUGAAAUUGGCGGAAUCUGCUGCUGAUUGUAUUUUGACGAAAGAGCCUGAUACUGAUAAGUCUGAUUCUGUUGGGAUGUUGAGAUUGCAUGUUGUUGAUGUGAGUCCUGAGCAAGAGCCGAUGUUGCUCGAGGAAGAAGAGGAGGAAGUGGAAGAGAAGCCUGUUAUAGAAGAAGUCAUAUCAUCUCCUACAGAAUCACUAUCGGAAACAGAGAUCAACACUGAGAAGACAGAUAAGGAAGUUGAAAAGGAGAAAGCAAGUUCUUCUGAAGAUCCUGAGACCAAGGAAUUGGAGAUGGACGACUGGUUGUUUGAUUUUGCUCAUCUGUUCCGUACUCAUGUCGGUAUUGACCCUGAUGCUCAUAUUGAUUUACAUGAGUUGGGAAUGGAGCUUUGCUCAGAGGCGCUUGAAGAAACUGUGACAAGCGAGAAAGCUCAACCACUAUUCGAUAAAGCUUCUGCGAAAUUCCAAGAAGUCGCUGCUUUAGCUUUCUUUAACUGGGGAAAUGUUCACAUGUGUGCCGCUAGAAAGAGGAUUCCUUUAGACGAAUCUGCGGGAAAAGAAGUGGUUGCUGCACAACUUCAAACCGCUUACGAGUGGGUGAAAGAGAGAUACACAUUGGCAAAGGAGAAAUAUGAACAGGCUCUCUCGAUCAAACCAGAUUUUUACGAAGGUUUGCUUGCGUUAGGACAGCAGCAAUUUGAAAUGGCGAAGCUACACUGGUCUUACUUGCUAGCUCAGAAGAUCGAUAUCUCAGGUUGGGAUCCGUCGGAAACCCUAAAUCUCUUUGACAGUGCAGAGGCGAAGAUGAAAGAUGCUACAGAGAUGUGGGAGAAGCUUGAAGAGCAGAGGAUGGAUGAUUUAAAAAACCCGAACUCGAACAAGAAAGAGGAAGUUUCAAAGAGGAGAAAGAAGCAAGGAGGAGAUGGGAAUGAAGAGGUUUCAGAGACAAUCACAGCUGAGGAAGCAGCAGAACAAGCGACUGCAAUGAGAUCACAGAUCCAUCUGUUUUGGGGAAACAUGCUGUUCGAAAGAUCGCAAGUUGAAUGCAAAAUCGGGAAGGAUGGUUGGAAUAAGAAUCUUGAUUCAGCUGUUGAAAGAUUCAAACUUGCAGGUGCUUCUGAAGCUGACAUAGCAACAGUUGUCAAGAACCAUUGUUCCAAUGAAGCCGCUGCUACCGAAGGAGAUGAGAAAAAGGUACCUGCGCCUUGAAACCCUUUAUCCGAACAAGAAUUACGAUAUCAAAAGCUAUGAAACAAAAACCGAUUCUCGCUUAAUGAAUGGUUGUGUGACUGGAAAAUAACCCUGAAGAUGUAGACUACUGAAUCUUGCUUGAUUUGAUGAUUCUCAGAUGUUUUUUUUAAGUUUAUCUUCUUCACCUCAAAGGUGAUAAAUUUUCCAGGGCAUUUGUUAGAUAAAUUUGUAAACUCUGUUUAAGUUUCAACCUUUUAAGUAUUUGUGUUGUUUUUGCAUUAGUGAUUGAUUCUUCUGAACUUCCUUCUUCUUCUUUAAUGAUAAAAGCUACUUUAGCUUCAUUUGUGUUAAGUUCUG